GCGGGAGCGGGCGGGGGGCGGCGGGGGCCGGGGGCCGGCGGGACGCUGACCCCGCCCCCUGCUGCUGCCAGUCUGCGCCGGGCGUCGGCAGCGGCGGAGCCCGCAACAUGGCGGCGGCGGCGCUCAGCUUCGGGCCCGAGCGGGAGGCCGAGCCGGCCAAGGAGGCGCGCGUCGUGGGUUCCGAGCUUGUGGACACGUACACGGUUUAUAUCAUACAGGUUACUGAUGGCAACCAUGAGUGGACAAUCAAGCACCGCUAUAGUGACUUCCAUGACCUGCAUGAAAAGCUUGUUGCAGAGAAGAAAAUUGACAGAACUCUCCUUCCACCCAAAAAGAUAAUUGGAAAGAACUCACGAAGCUUGGUAGAGAAGAGGGAGAAGGACCUGGAGGUGUACCUCCAGACCCUCCUGGCCACCUUCCCUGAUGUGGCUCCCAGAGUUCUGGCCCACUUCUUGCAUUUCCACUUCUAUGAAAUAAAUGGCAUCACUGCAGCACUGGCUGAAGAGCUCUUUGAAAAAGGAGAACAGCUUCUAGGAGCCGGUGAGGUCUUUGCCAUCAGGCCCUUGCAGCUCUAUGCUGUCACGGAGCAGCUACAGCAAGGAAAGCCUACUUGUGCCAGCGGUGAUGCCAAGACUGACCUUGGGCACAUCCUAGACUUCACCUGUCGCCUUAGGUACCUUAAGGUUUCUGGCACAGAAGGACCUUUUGGGACCAGCAACAUUCAAGAGCAGCUCCUGCCCUUUGAUCUUUCUAUAUUCAAGUCUCUUCAUCAGGUAGAGAUAAGUCAUUGUGAUGCUAAGCACAUCCGAGGGCUGGUCACCUCCAAGCCAACAUUAGCCACAAUGAGUGUCAGAUUCUCAGCAACCUCAAUGAAGGAAGUCCUUGUUCCUGAAGCCUCAGAAUUUGAUGAGUGGGAGCCUGAAGGCACAGCCCUUGAAGGCCCUGUGACUGCUAUCAUCCCUACAUGGCAAGCAUUGACCACUCUGGACCUGAGCCACAACAGCAUCUCUGAGAUCGACGAAUCUGUGAAACUGAUCCCAAAGAUUGAGUACCUGGACCUGAGUCACAACGGAGUGCUAGUUGUGGACAACCUACAGCACCUGUACAAUCUCGUCCACCUUGACCUGUCCUACAACAAGCUCUCCUCCCUGGAAGGCGUGCACACUAAACUGGGCAAUGUCAAAACCCUAAACCUGGCGGGCAACUUCCUAGAGAGUCUGAGUGGCCUGCACAAACUCUACUCUCUGGUUAAUCUGGACCUCAGAGACAACAGGAUUGAGCAGUUGGAGGAGGUUAAGAGCAUAGGCAGCCUACCAUGUCUAGAGCGUGUGGCCUUACUGAACAACCCUCUGAGCAUCAUCCCUGACUACCGGACCAAGGUGCUCUCCCAGUUUGGCGAACGAGCCUCUGAGAUCUGUCUAGAUGAUGCAGCAACCACAGAGAAGGAGCUAGACACUGUGGAAGUACUGAAAGCCAUUCAGAAAGCCAAGGAUGUCAAGUCCAAACUGAGCAACACAGAAAAGAAGGUUGGUGAGGACACCCGGCUCCCAGCUGCUCCCUGCGUCAGACCCAGCAGCUCCCCUCCCGCUGCAGCUCCCGCCUCAGCCUCCCUGCCUCAGCCUAUCCACUCCAACCAAGGAAUCAUGUUCGUACAGGAGGAGGCCCUGGCCAGCAGCCUCUCAUCCACCGACAGUUUACCCCCUGAGGACCGGCCCAUUGCCCAAGACUGUUCUGACUCCUUGGAAUCUAUCCCCACAGGACAGGUGGCGUCUGAAGACUUAAGGGAUGUGCCAGGAGCUGUUGGUGGUGCAAGCCCAGAACAUGCAGAACCAGAGGUUCAGGUGGUGCCUGGGUCAGGCCAGAUCAUCUUCCUGCCCUUCACUUGCAUCGGCUACACAGCUACCAACCAGGACUUCAUCCAGCGUCUCAGCACACUGAUCCGCCAGGCCAUUGAGCGGCAGCUCCCUGCCUGGAUUGAGGCUGCCAACCAACGAGAGGAAGCCCAGGGUGAACAGGGUGAGGAGGAGGAAGAAGAGGAAGAGGAGGAUGUUGCUGAAAACCGCUACUUCGAAAUGGGACCCCCAGACAUAGAGGAAGAGGAGGGCAGUGGCCAGGGAGAAGAGGAGGAUGAGGAUGAAGAAGAUGAGGAAGCUGAGGAGGAGCGUCUGGCUCUCGAGUGGGCCCUAGGCGCUGAUGAGGACUUCCUGCUGGAGCACAUUCGCAUCCUCAAGGUGCUGUGGUGCUUCCUGAUCCACGUACAGGGCAGCAUCCGCCAGUUUGCUGCCUGCCUCGUGCUCACUGACUUUGGCAUUGCUGUCUUCGAGAUCCCACACCAAGAGUCACGAGGCAGCAGCCAACACAUCCUCUCAUCCCUGCGUUUCGUCUUCUGCUUCCCACAUGGCGACCUCACUGAGUUUGGCUUCCUCAUGCCAGAGCUGUGCCUGGUACUCAAGGUACGGCACAGUGAGAACACACUCUUCAUCAUCUCGGAUGCUGCCAACUUGCAUGAGUUCCAUGCUGACCUGCGCUCCUGCUUUGCACCUCAGCACAUGGCCAUGCUGUGCAGCCCCAUCCUCUAUGGCAGCCACACCAGCCUGCAGGAUUUCUUACGCCAGCUGCUCACCUUCUACAAGGUGGAUGGUGGCUCUCAGGAGCGCAGCCAGGGCUGCUUCCCUGUCUACUUGGUCUACAGUGACAAGCGCAUGGUCCAGACAGCUGCUGGGGACUACUCGGGCAACAUCGAAUGGGCCAGCUGCACACUCUGCUCGGCAGUGCGGCGCUCCUGCUGUGCGCCCUCUGAGGCCGUCAAGUCUGCUGCCAUCCCCUACUGGCUGCUGCUCACUCCCCAGCAUCUCAAUGUCAUCAAGGCCGACUUCAACCCCAUGCCCAACCGAGGCACCCACAACUGCCGCAACCGCAAUAGCUUCAAGCUUAGCCGUGUACCGCUCUCCACUGUGCUGCUAGACCCCACUCGCAGCUGCACCCAGCCACGGGGAGCCUUUGCUGAUGGCCAUGUCCUUGAGCUGCUGGUUGGCUACCGCUUUGUUACUGCCAUCUUUGUGCUGCCCCAUGAGAAAUUCCACUUCCUGCGGAUCUACAAUCAGCUUCGGGCCUCCCUGCAGGGUCUGAAGACUAUUGUCAUCUCCAAGAAGCCUACAUCCAGGCCAAGAUCCCAAAGUUCCCUCUUGAAUGGUCAGCGUGCCAAGGGCAGGACCAGAUAUAGUGAUGAGCAGCGACCACAGGAGGCCCCAGCAGAAGCUCCAGCUCCAGUUCCUGCUGCAGCUCCGGCUCCAGCUCCAGUUCCUGCUGCAGCUCCGCCUCCAGCUCCAGUUGCUGCUGCAGCUCCGGCUCCAGCUCCAGUUGCUGCUGCAGCUCCGGCUCCAGCUCCAGCGGAGGCACAAGCAGAGUCCCUGGCACAAGCUGAGGCCCCUGCCCAGUACCCAAGCGAGCGCCUGAUCCAGUCCACAUCUGAGGAGAAUCAGAUCCCUUCUCACUUGCCAGUCUGCCCGUCGCUCCAGCACAUUGCCAGUCUUCAGGGGAGCGCCAUCAUCGAUCUCUUCCACAACAGCAUUGCUGAGGUUGAAAACGAGGAGCUGAGGCACCUCCUGUGGUCGUCAGUGGUGUUCUACCAGAGCCCAGGACUGGAGGUGACCGCCUGUGUGCUGCUCUCCACCAAGGCUGUGUACUUCGUGCUGCAUGAUGGCCUCCGCCGCUACUUCUCAGAACCACUCCAGGAUUUCUGGCAUCAGAAAAACACGGACUAUAUCAACAGUCCUUUCCACAUCUCUCAGUGCUUUGUGUUCAAGCUCAGUGACCUGCAGUCAGUCAAUGUUGGCCUUUUCGACCAGUACUUCCGGCUGACUGGUUCCUCCCCAGCGCAAGUGGUCACAUGCUUGACGCGUGACAGCUACCUGACGCACUGCUUCCUCCAGCACCUCAUGCUCGUGCUGUCCUCGCUGGAGCGCACGCCCUCACCCGAGCCUGUUGACAAGGACUUCUACUCAGAAUUUGGGGACAAGAACACAGGAAAAAUGGAGAACUAUGAGCUGAUCCACUCCAGCCGUGUCAAAUUCACCUACCCUAGUGAGGAAGAGGUUGGGGACCUGACCUAUAUCGUGGCACAGAAGUUGGCUGAUCCUGGAAAGGCUCCAUCCCUCAGCAUCUUACUGUAUAUCCAGGCCUUCCAAGUGGUCACACCAAAGCCUGGACGGAACAGGGGCCCGCUGCGCCCCAAGACACUCCUGCUCACCAGUGCUGAGAUCUUUCUCCUAGAUGAGGACUAUAUCCACUAUCCGUUGCCUGAAUUUGCCAAAGAGCCACCACAGAGGGACAGAUACCGGCUAGAUGAUGGCCGCCGUGUCCGGGAUUUGGACCGGGUACUUAUGGGCUACCAGCCCUACCCACAGGCCCUCACUCUUGUGUUUGAUGACAUGCAGGGUCACGACCUCAUGGGCAGCGUCACCCUGGACCACUUUGGGGAGAUGCCAGGUUAUCCUGGCAGGGCUGGCCAGGGCCGGGAGGUCCAGUGGCAGGUGUUUGUCCCCAGUGCUGAGAGCCGAGAAAAGCUCAUUUCACUGCUAGCACGUCAGUGGGAAGCCCUUUGUGGCAGGGAGCUACCUGUGGAGCUCACUGGCUAGUGCAGGCCACAACAGCCCUGGCCACCUGUUGUGUGUGGUCUGGUCUGGUGCCCGUGGGGGCAAGGAAGCCGGCCUUCUGUGUUCCUUUUACGGUGUUCUCCCCUCCCUGGAUUCUAUACAUUGAUUGCCCGUGGCCCCCAUACAGCUCCCACAGAGAAUGUGAACAUGUGUGUUGUGUUCAUUCUUCCUAAUGCUGGGAAGAAGUAUGCCAGCCCCACCAGAGUGUCCUUGUGCCGUCAGCCUCCCUUGUGCCUGCCUCUGACAUGGUACGGCCAGGCACACAACAUUGUUUGUCCGUGAUUGUGAUGCUCUUGUGAACGCGUGGCGCUGUGAACCUGGUAACCUCCACCUCCUUUCCUAGAGUGUUGAGUCCAGUCCGCUGUUGCUGUUGUUGUGGGCAUUUUGCUGCUAAUUACGAAGCUGGUAGCAGAAUACACAAUGGAAGCUCCCAUUUUGUGGGCUUUUCCAAAAUGGAGGCUUCCUCAGGUCCAGACAAGAGGAAGUCCUAUGGGGAGUUCCCAGGCCGUGGGGCCAAGAGGAGUUGGUGCAGGGGACAUAGAGCUGCCAGCACCAAGCAUAAUUCCUGUUGCCUAUUUUCUCUAUUCUAAUAAAGUGGAGUUUGACACA
Molecule: messenger RNA, 5264 nt
Organism: Alexandromys fortis (reed vole)
Lineage: Eukaryota; Metazoa; Chordata; Mammalia; Rodentia; Cricetidae
Gene: Nisch
Product: nischarin
Exons: 21
Coding region: 108-4637 (1509 amino acids)
Cellular component (GO): cytoplasm
Molecular function (GO): integrin binding; phosphatidylinositol binding
Source: RefSeq, a predicted model, not a curated record